Messenger RNA from Babesia sp. Xinjiang, 294 nucleotides. RefSeq lists its product as uncharacterized. The record is from RefSeq and is a predicted model, not a curated record. NCBI's taxonomy places the organism in Eukaryota, Apicomplexa, Aconoidasida, Piroplasmida, Babesiidae. The transcript is spliced from 3 exons. Bases 1 to 294 code for a protein of 97 amino acids.
AUGGAAGCUUUCAUUGAACCAAUCGGUGACGUUGUCUGGGUACUUGAAUUUGAAGUGGGAAUUGGAAUGGAUGUUGUGGAGGUUCAAUUGUUCUUUGCCAGGUUCUGUUUUAAUGCCAUUGAGGGUACCUUGUAUAGUCAUGAGGAUGAAUCCGGCGUUGAAACAGGGUGGGAGGAGAGAAGUGAGGGUAUAUUCUUUAGCAGCUGUAGCAUUAUUAACGGUCUCUCUAACUUUUUAAAGUACAUUUUUGAUGUACGUGGAGUACCAUUUCUCGGACGCAUGACCAUUUGCUAA